Messenger RNA from Rhopalosiphum maidis (corn leaf aphid), 1142 nucleotides. RefSeq names its product NKAP family protein CG6066. The transcript is spliced from 4 exons. Gene Ontology annotation, molecular function: chromatin binding. The coding region runs from base 124 to 846 and encodes 240 amino acids. Gene Ontology annotation, cellular component: nucleus. The record is from RefSeq and is a predicted model, not a curated record. Lineage: Eukaryota; Metazoa; Arthropoda; Insecta; Hemiptera; Aphididae. Gene Ontology annotation, biological process: regulation of gene expression.
UUAAUAAAAAAUUGACAAUUUAGUCAAUUUAGUAAUUUAGUAUUAGUAUAUACAUUUUACUGUCAAUAUGGUAAUUCAAAAGUAACAUACAAUAUAAUAUAAAUAUACCUACUACCUUGUUGAAUGACAAUGUCGAGUUAUAAUGAUCGACGACGAAAAGAACGUGAAAACAUCGGUUUGAUAGGUGUAGCAGAAAUUUGGGAAAAAUCUCCUCCACAACCUGUUAACAAUUUAGAUUCGGAUGAUGAAAAUGGUUUGAAUCAAAACAAUCAUGCAAUUGAUCCAAUUAAAUCACAUAAGAAGAGGAAGAAACAUAAAGAAAAAUCAAAGAAAUCAAAAAAGUCCAAAAAAGCAAAAAAGCAUAAGGAAUCACAUAAAAAGAAAAAGAAGAAAAAAGUAUCAUCAGACAGUUCAAGUAAUUCAAGUAGUGAAGACGAUGAAUGGAUUGAGAAAAAAGGUGCCAAAGAGCAUACCGUUGAUGACAUGGUAGGACCAUUACCAAAGCCUAAUGUCACAUUAACACAAAAAGAGUAUGGUCGCGCUUUGUUGCCUGGUGAAGGAGCAGCCAUGGCAGCUUAUGUACAAGAUGGUAAACGUAUUCCUCGUCGUGGUGAGAUUGGUUUAACAUGUGAUGAAAUAUCAUCUUACGAGUCGGUUGGGUAUGUGAUGAGCGGAAGUCGGCACAGACGUAUGGAAGCUGUGCGUAUUCGUAAAGAAAAUCAAAUUUACUCUGCUGAUGAAAAACGUGCAUUGGCUAUGUUUAGUAAGGAAGAACGGCAGAAGAGAGAAAAUAAAAUUCUUACUCAGUUUAGGGAUAUGGUGAAAAGCAAAACCUCAAAUAAGUAAUUAGAAAUUAAAUUUUGUGUUAAAUCUGUAUUAAAUGUAAAAUAAUAUAAUUGACUGAUUACAAUAUAUAUUUAAUUUAUUUGUAUGAAAAAUACAAUAUAUUAUUUCUCCAAUAAAAUUGUAUUAAAUUCAAAAGUAAACUUUAAGAGAAUGAGACAAAUUUUAAACUAGAAUUACAUGUAUUUGUCAUACUUGUGAUGGAUUAAGGUUUUAUUUAUGUUGUUUUAUCCAAUAGCAAAUACAAAAUUAUUUAAAUUUAUUUUAUUAUAUUAUGUUGACACUUUAAUAUAUUACUU